AUGGCUACUCUCGACGCCUUGAAAUCUGCUCUUAGACAGAAAGCUGCGGCAAUAGACUUGUCUACUACGCAGCCGCUGUCCCACGCGCAGUACAGCUCUGGCUUCGACAUCUUGGUGCAGAGCUCGGGGUGGUCUAUUUACGAAGACUUCAUUAUCCCCCAACUGGCUCUGCUGCUAGCCCCCCUCUCCCAAUCGCCUAUCCAGCUUUCGGUGCUGGAAAUUGGACCCGGUCCGAAGAGCAUACUCGGGUAUCUACCUGAUGAUGUGAGGCGCAAGAUCAAGAGAUACACUGCAUUCGAGCCAAACAACUUGUUCGCUACAAGGUUGCAAGAAUGGAUUUCCUCGACCUCGGACAUGGAGUCCUCGUUGCCAUGUCUGGAGACCCCGCCUGACAUUCACCGAGCCCCGUUCGUUCUAGACGGAAGCACCAGCACCGCUACGAGUGAUAGCAACGAAAAGUUCGACGUCAUUCUAUUCUGCCACAGCAUGUACGGCAUGAAACCCAAGCGCAGAUACACCGAACGGGCGCUAGAAAUGCUUGUUGAGCGGCCAGAAAGCGGCAUGGUGGUGGUUUUCCAUCGCAACGGGACUCUACAGCUGGACGGCUUGGUGUGUCAUCGAACAGCUUCUUUCCCUGAAGGGGUCAUUCGCGUGGCAGACGAUGAUGAGGCACUGGAUCAUUUUUCUCCUUUCGUUGCGGGUUUUGUUAUGAAGGACGUGGACGUGGACACGGCUGUUCGGACUGGGUGGCGUGAAGCCUGUCGUGCCCUUGGCCGUCGUGAGGAAGCCCACCCAGACCAUCUCUUGUUCAGCGCACCCGACUUCAUGGCGGCAUUUACUCGACAUGCAACCGCAUUGCCGGAGCUGACAGCGCAAGUCCCAUUGGCGGAAGUGAAUAGGACGGUCAAAAACCGGGAGGCUUGCUUCCACCAUCCCGCCUCGAUUGUUAGACCGACCGAUGUUCGACAGGUCCAGCAGUGCGUCCGAUGGGCCUUGAAGCACGGAGUCGGCCUGACAGUUAUUGGAGGGGGUCAUAGUGGACAUUGUCUCUGGCCUAAUGUUGUCUCGGUUGACAUGAGCGCCUUUGAUCGAGUACACAUUCUCACAGCCGAGGACGCGGGAGGAAGAUCUGGGGCCAAUCUCAAUUCCUUGGUCGUCGCCGAGGCCGGUUGCAAGACGGGAGAUAUCGUCCACAAGACCAUGGAUGCGGGUUUGACAGUUCCCCUAGGCGCCCGCCCAAGUGUAGGCGCUGGCCUGUGGCUACAAGGCGGCAUCGGGCAUCUGGCGAGGCUUCACGGGCUCGCGUGCGACGCCAUUGUCGGUGCCGUGGUAGUCAGUGUCGACUCUGGCCAGAUCCUAUGCGUCGGAUGUGUACCAGGCCAACACCAACCUCUCGAUGCUGUUCGCCCAGAAAACGAAUCCGAAUUAUUGUGGGCAAUAAAAGGUGCCGGGACCAACUUUGGCAUCGUGGUCAGUGUCACUUUCAAGGCCUGGGCAGCCCCAACCUAUUCGGUUCGGAACUGGAUUGUUCCACUGAGCGACGGCGUCGAGGCACGGCUCAAGCUCAGCUAUUUUGAGAAAUCCGUCGCCGGGAAGCUCCCCCGGAACUGUUCUGCAGAUGCGUAUCUAUACUGGGAUAGAGGCCAGCUGCAUCUCGGUGUGACUAUGCUCGAAGCUUCCACAACUGGACUUGCUGGAGCGCCGACGCCCCCUCCUACGCCCAUAAGCGCAUUUCUGGGACCAGAAGACAGUUUCAAGACUGUGGACGGCGUCGGUUUAUUCGACACCGAAAUGUACAUGUCCCAGAUGCAUGGCGGACACGGCAGCGGCAAGACCUCCUCGUUCAAGCGAUGUGUAUUCUUGAAAGAUAUCGGAGCAGUGAUCGUCGCCGACAAGUUGAUAGCGGCUGUCGAGACUCGUCCCUCAUCACUCUGCUAUCUCCAUAUUCUGCACGGCGGAGGAGCGGUCAGCGAUGCGGCGGCCGCUGAUACCGCUUUUGGCUGUCGAGACUGGGACUUUGCCUGUGUGGUAACCGGUGUGUGGCCCCGCGACCAAGAUGGAACCGAAACCGCUCGGUCUGCCGUACGCUGGGUUUACAACGUCGUCAAGAACCUGUUGCCCCUGGGUAACGGAGCUUACGGCGCCGACCUCGGGCCGGACCCCCGGGACGCCGAGCUCGCGGCCUCGGCUUUUGGCCCGAACCGGCCCCGCCUGGCCCGUCUUAAGCGCCGGUUGGAUCCACGCAAUGUGCUGGCUUACGCCUGUCCGAUCCCGACAGCGCCGGUAGAACAGAAACUCGUCGUUCUCGUCACGGGCGAAUGCGGCGCCGGCAAGGACUAUUGCGCCGAUGUCUGGGUCUCCGUGUUCGCCACAUGGUUUCAUAAAAGUCUCACGGCACGUGUUGUCAGUAUCAGCGAUGCAACCAAGCGAGAGUACGCAGCGGCUACCGGGGCCGAUCUCAACCUCCUGCUUGGGGACCGGGCCUACAAGGAGAAACACCGGCCAGCGUUGACAUCCUUUUUCCAGGACCAGGUGCGACAACGACCUCGGCUACCUGAGGAGCAUUUUCUGAAGGUGGUGAAUAGCGCCGUGGGUGUGGAUGUGCUGCUAGUUACCGGCAUGAGGGAUGAGGCGCCGGUUGCAGCUUUCUCGCAUUUGGUGCCAGAUAGCAGACUCAUUGAGGUUCGCGUCAAAGCUAGCGAAGAGACGCGGCGAGUUCGCCGAGGGAGUCCCGGUAGUGAUGGCAACAGCAACAAUGGCAGGUCGGAUUCAACGGCCUCGGACUACCACCCCAGUCUCGUAUUCGAAAAUGACCAGCCAGGAAGUGAGGCUGCAAAACGGUUUGCCGAACAACACCUGCUUCCCCUCCUCCACCAGGAUCUGCAACAACUGGCCAAGAUGGUGCCUCUGGUACCCAACUUUCCACGCCCUGGCAUCGAGUUCCGCCACGUGCUCAAUAUCUCUCAGCAGCCAGGUGGGCUGGCGCUGUGCACAUCUCUGCUCCAAAGCCACUUCGCCGGUAACUGGGCUGAAGUCGGUGUAGUAGCGUGUUGCGAGGCUGGCGGCUUUGUCUUUGCGUCUGCGUUAGCCUCGCGGGUCGAUGUGCCUUUGGUGCUAAUCCGCGAAGCUAGCAAGCUCCCCCCACCUACCGUUUCUAUCAUCAAGUCCCCGUCGCAUAUUUCGUCUUCGGCAUCCAACAAUGCAGGAGAGAAGAGGAUCGAGAUGGCUCGGGAUGUGGUCCCCAGGGGUGCGCCAGUGGUGGUGGUGGACGAUGUACUUGCCUCGGGAGAGACUCUCUGUGCGGUGCUUCGCCUUUUGGAUGAAGCUAGUAUCAGCACCCGGCAUGUCAGCGUUAUGGUUGUCGCCGAGUUUCCUUUUCACCGUGGCCGGGAACUAUUGCGCAGUCGUGGGUUUGGCAGCGUUAAUAUACAAAGCCUUUUAGUCUUUGGAGGUACUUGA
Messenger RNA from Ilyonectria robusta, 3459 nucleotides. RefSeq names its product phosphoribosyl transferase domain protein. Lineage: Eukaryota; Fungi; Ascomycota; Sordariomycetes; Hypocreales; Nectriaceae. Gene Ontology annotation, cellular component: cytoplasm. Bases 1 to 3459 code for a protein of 1152 amino acids. The record is from RefSeq and is a predicted model, not a curated record. Gene Ontology annotation, biological process: cholesterol biosynthetic process. Gene Ontology annotation, molecular function: FAD binding; phosphomevalonate kinase activity. The transcript has a single exon.